CGGACGCAUGCUUUGAUAAAUUGAAAUCGUGGCACUGGUACACAUAUUGGCCGAGGAUUUUUCCCUGGAAACAGUCACAAACGCACGAUCGAUCGGAGAAAGCCGGAAAACAUUGCUUGGAUCGAAGAGAUAACGUAAAGAUUCAUCCGCGAGAAGACGUUACACCCGUGUCCACGCUAUUAUUACGUUCGUUGCGAUCCAGGUUACAAGGGCAUGCAGAGGAAAGACGUUAUAUCCAGAUCUUCUUCCGUAAGAUCCGUCAAAAAAAUCAAGAUUUAUCGAAACGACACAUGUCCAUGAAUUUCCAUUUUUCAUUCUCUAUUGAAUAUAUCGACGAGAAUCCCCCCUUCCCCCGUAAAAAGGAAUCGUAAACUGUGGGAUAAAAAGUAUGCGAAAUAGAAAAAAAGAAGAGCAAGAAGAAGAAGAAAAAAAAGAUCGUCUUUGCAUUAUUGCGUGAUCUAAACGGUAUAUCGUGGCUAUCUUGGAAAAGAAGAGCACCGACUUUUUGUCGGGGGGGCCCCCCUUCCUGGCCGGAGCGGAGGAUCGGUAGAUAGGACAGUCGCAUAAGUUCUCCUGGUACCAGGUUGCCAAACGAGGUCACCCGGUCACCCAGAUGAGGUUCUUUGCCCGUUGUUACCUCCGCACCUCGGCCAAUGGCGUGGCACCUCAUCGUCGCCGUGGCCAAUCCUGUCGCCAGUUUUCGUGCCGACCGCCAGCCGAUCACCGAUCCAAGACCCGCGCCCGGCUUUGUGCCCAGAUUUAAGCUUCUUCCUUGCUGGGCAGGAUCUCCUCUUCGUGACGCGCGUGAAUCCUUUUCCACGGAGUUUCUUCCCAACUUUUCGCCCUCCCGUGCUUAUCUCGUAAACCGUAUUACAUCGUGAGCGGCAUCGAAGAGCGAGGAGCUCGAGGAGUUGGAGUAAUCUGCAUCGGAAGAGAAACCAUCGGGGAAAACCGUGAUGGCCGUCAGGUUCACGAUCCUGGUGCUCUUGACCACCGUCGUCGUUGUAGUGUCUUCCGCCGGACUGCUCGAGACGUUGCUCUCCUGGGAUUUUCCAGACGCCGUGGGCAGGUCGACCAAUCCCCAGUCGCAAUGCCUCUGCCAAACGUCCAAUUGCUUGUGCUGCAUCGAUCUGAAUCUGACCGCGACCUUCGACCUGGGUGGGCCGGCGUGCAUCAACGUCAGGCAAAAGGAGCAGAACGUCUCGUUGAACCUGAGCUACGGCGACAAUCCGGUGCACAACGCCACCAUUAAGAUCGUUGACGCGGCCAAUAGAUCGACUUGCAUGAACCUUCUCUCAGACUUGGCGCAGAUAUGCGCGAAAUUUACGUGGAUGAAGCAGACGGAAGCGGGUCACGACGGUUGUUUGGUGAUCGAGCCAGCUCUGUUGGGAACACCGCAGGCCACUUACCAGAUGGGAUGCUUCAAUUUCAAUCAGGUGGUGCGCCAAAUCGAGCCACCUCCCGCCAUCGAGACGACGGAAGGUAGCGAGAGCGCGGAGGAUGAGGAAGACUCGUUGAACACGGAGGAAUUCAUAGCGGCUGUGUCGGCGAGCGCGGAGCAAGGCAUAGCGCUGUUUUCCCAGUGGCUGGGCCUCAAUCUGAACCCGAAAUUGAACGUGACGAGCGGGAAGAACAGCGGGCAACAGGAGACGAACGGGCAACGUUCCAUCCCGUCCACCACUUCCAGGUCCGCCCGAGCUCGUUGGGAUCAGGAGGAGAAGAACGACGAGCGGUUCAAGCAAUUGUUAAGCGCUCAGGAUAACGUGUUGAGGGGUUCGGCGACGAUCGGCCAAUCGAGCGGGGCCGAAACGACGUUCGUUUAUUCGAGACCCCCCGGCUUGUACUCGUCGGAUAAGAGUUCGGACGAGAGAAGGGUCGAUCGAAUGAAAAUCGAGCCCCAACACCUGGCCGUGGUGCCGAAAGAGUCGAGGAGAGGCGGAAGGGCGUACAAUAUUCAUCAGCACGUGAACGAGAUAUAAACUCGGUCGGCUCGUUUUCCAUUUUCGGCUCGAUCGAUCGAUCGAGGGGGGGAAUUAAUUAGAAGGUAGAUAUAUAUAGGAUUUAUCUCACAAGAGUAGAUCGUAUUCUCACGGCGAGUUAAGGCGGAAUUAUUAUCGUCCCCUAUUUAUUUUUCUUCGUGUUUUACUUUUCAUUCUGCUUCUAUUUAGCUCUAAAUUCGACUAAUCGACGGAUAUCGAGAAACGACUAUGUCUAUGCCGGAUUAAUCGGUGUUGGACAUGGUUCGUUCUUUUCGAGGAUGUUGAUCCACUUCGAUCAACUCCGUUUGAAUGAUCUCUCGUAAUUGUGAUUGCUUUUUCUUCUUCUUCUUCUCUCUCUCUCUCUCUUUUUCGUAAAAUUUAUUUUAUAUUGUUAUUAUUAUUGGUAUUCAAUCGAUGUUCGAGAUACACGAGAGGAAUAAAUGGAAUAAAUCUGAAUAAAUGAAACAAACUUGUAUCCUUCGUGGCGAAUAGACGGAUAUAUAUAGGGUAUUUUCUUUUGAAGAGAAUGCAAUUAUUUUCGCGGAAAACACACGUUUCCAUUAUGCGAUAAUUGUUUAUUUGUUUUUCGAUAUCGUAUAGCAAGUAGAAAAUACAGUAAUAAUCUUCAUGUAAUUUAAAUCCAUGCGAUAACAUCGAAUUAUACACAUUUAUGAUAAAACAGAUAUCAUCGUGCGAUAAGCGAUUUAUUUUUUUUCUUCUUCUUCUUCGUAAAAAAAAAAAAAAAAAUACAACGCAUACAAUACGCGUACAACACAAGUAUAUAAAUAAAUAUUCGUGUUGCACAGUUGAUGGAUCACCGAUUGAUCUUUGCAAAAUAUCGAACAGAAUGAAUUCGAACGAUCGAUACAAUCUUUAAUUGUAGAAUAUAUAGAUAAUAGAAUCGUUCGCGCGAAUUAAGCGUGGUUCGAUCGUUGAUAAGAAACAACAGAAUAGAAAUUAUCAGAAUUACUGAUAAACGUUUCUUUUUCUUUUUUCAAUAAUCGUUAAAUUUUUUUAAUUAUAUUUUUUGUAAUAUCGUUGACACGGAGAUGGUCAAUAAAACUAAAGAGAAACA
Molecule: messenger RNA, 3054 nt
Organism: Apis cerana (Asiatic honeybee)
Lineage: Eukaryota; Metazoa; Arthropoda; Insecta; Hymenoptera; Apidae
Source: RefSeq, a predicted model, not a curated record